Lineus longissimus is the source of this 1029-nucleotide messenger RNA. RefSeq names its product myb-related transcription factor, partner of profilin-like. NCBI's taxonomy places the organism in Eukaryota, Metazoa, Nemertea, Pilidiophora, Heteronemertea, Lineidae. Gene Ontology annotation, cellular component: nucleus. The coding region runs from base 1 to 1029 and encodes 342 amino acids. The transcript is spliced from 2 exons. The record is from RefSeq and is a predicted model, not a curated record.
AUGGAGCAAGCAGGGAAAAAAAGUAAAUGGUGGUCGCAAGAAGAGAAGGAAGUGUUGGUGGAAGGCGUUGAAAAAAAUAUUCGUGUCAUCAACAGUAAAUUUUCGGAUACGGUCACGAAUGUAAAGAAGAAGAAGUGUUGGGCAGAUAUUACUAAGAAUGUAAGCGCUUGUGGCGUGUGCCUUCGAUCAGCGGAUAUUGCAAAGAAAAAAUGGGAGGACCUCAAGUCGCGAACGAAAGCCAAAUCUGCGGCCAUCAACCGAGAGGAGAACGUGACCGGGGGAGGCAAAAAGAUCAAAAUAGAUUUGACGCAGUUUGAGAGGCGGAUUUUAGCUCUUAUUGGUGAAACAGCCAUCAAGGGACUGCAAGGAGCCAUUGACACGACCGAAUCGUCCCCAUGCUCGGCGGAUGUAGAACCAACCAAGUCGGAGCAUGAUGACAACGAGUAUGACAUCACGUAUGACGACGCAUUCGACAUGUAUGAAGAGGAAGCAUCUGACGUUGACAGCGAAUACUGCGUCAGUACAAACCGGACUGAAAACAACAACUCAACUACCCCAGCAGAAACUCCUGCAGCAUUUGGAAUGAAUAGGAGGUCAAUGCCAGCAGUAGUUGGAAGGUCCACCUCUGUCACUCCUGCAGAAAUUGGAAACCGUAGGUCAACGCCAGCAGUAGUUGGAAGGUCAACUUCUCCCGCCGCCAUCGGAAAUCCAAGAUCAAACUCGGCUAUGAUUCCAGCAGGUAAUGAAGCAGUUCAGAACAGAAACGAAAUAUUGAAGAUUGAGGAAGAGAGGCUAGUUAUCGAAAAAACUAGACUUGAAAUUGAAGAAAAACGGUACAAAGUUGAGGAAGAUAAUAAUCGUCUUUUACGAGAACUCGUGGUAAUCCAAAGGCAGGGAGCCCAAUAUCCGACACCAAGUAAGACCACUCCAACUCCAAGUUCCGGCACUUACAUUCUAUCUAAUGCACGAAAUAUCUUUGAAACGCUUCGUGAAAAAAAAACUAAACUAAAAAGACAGCAAACUUUGUAG